Micropterus salmoides (largemouth bass) is the source of this 2717-nucleotide messenger RNA. RefSeq names its product trafficking protein particle complex subunit 8-like. Bases 153 to 2717 code for a protein of 854 amino acids. Lineage: Eukaryota; Metazoa; Chordata; Actinopteri; Centrarchiformes; Centrarchidae. The transcript has 18 exons. The record is from RefSeq and is a predicted model, not a curated record. Gene Ontology annotation, molecular function: protein binding. Gene Ontology annotation, biological process: endoplasmic reticulum to Golgi vesicle-mediated transport; protein localization to phagophore assembly site. Gene Ontology annotation, cellular component: cytoplasmic vesicle; phagophore assembly site; TRAPPIII protein complex.
AGUUCAACACAGGAAGUGGGUUGGCAAAUUCAACAUGGCUGUUGUCUGCUGUUAGAAGGAGAGCUGUCUUAAGCAAUGAUAUAAUCAGGCUAUCUCAAACCAUAGGAGAGUUGACUCCGUUUAGUAUUAGCUGGUUUUGACGGUGGUCCGACAUGGCCAAUUGUGUUCAGUCUGUGCAGGAGUUCGUUCAGGACUCGUUUGUUCCGAUGGUGGCCGUCUUAUGUAGCGAAGAAGCGGAGAGGGUGACUCGCAAGAACAACCUGAAUUUCGCUGAGCUCCUAAGGCCUUUCUGCAGGCUAACGUCCGAAGGUCACAUCCGGGACCCCAACAAUCAGGUGCAGGUUGUGAAAAACCUGCGCAUCUGUGUCAACAAUAUGGCAACGAGCCCAAGCACAGCGUCUGCUGUGCUCAGCCCUGCCCAGAAGCAACUACUCAAUGAAGUGGUGUUAUCCUGCCAGCCACAAGAGGGCGCUGUAACCAGUGUGAUCACAGCAGGAGACUAUGUGCUGAACUUCAGUGCAACCACGCCCUGGUUUGAAACCUACAGGGAGAACUUCCUGCAGUCGAUGCCUGCCUCCGACCAUGAGUUCCUCAAUCACUACCUCGCCUGCCUGCUGGUGGUGUCUUCCACUGAGGCAGUCCCUGUGGAGCAGUUCCUCAAACUUUCCCAGGAGCAGCACAGGAUUCAGCACAGUGGAGAAUACACUAACCCCAAGUGGUUUAUCCCCAACACGCUCAAGUACUAUGUCUUACUGCAUGACAUGAGUGAGGGUGAUGAACAGAGGGCAGAUUCGGUAUAUGAGGAUAUGAAACAGAGGUAUGGUUCUCAAGGCUGCUAUCUGUUGAAAAUGAACUCUCGUACCUUCUCAGCUGAAGAAGAUGAACAGAUUCCAGACCCCUGGAGUCAAUACCUGCAGAGGAAUAAUCUGCAAAACCAGGAUUUGCUUGAUGAUGUAGCUCCAACUGUGAACAGUGCUGCUGUUGAGAACAAUAUCAGUGCAGCUGAAGUGGACAGCCUUCACUCAACAGUGAAAGAUGGAGUGUCCAACAGCCUGGAAAGCCAUCCUCUCCAGCUGGACACAGUAAGCAGCUCGGGGAGCCUGCACACCCUCAGUGCUAUCAGCACUGACCUGAAGAAAGGUGCAAGAGAUCCAGAGAGCCUGGCUGGAGGAGCAGGGAGCCACGGGGCAUGUCUGACCCUGAAUGACCACGACCACAUCAGACAGUUCAUCCAAGAGUUCACCUUCAGAGGCCUACUGCCACACAUAGAGAAGAACAUCAGGCAGCUCAAUGACCAGCUGGUCUCCAGGAAAGGUCUGAGCCGGUCUCUGUUCACUGCAACCAAGAAGUGGUUUGGUGGAGGGAAAGUUCCAGAGAAGAGCAUCAGUGAACCAAAGAGCACUUUUGGCCUUCUAUAUCCCCCAGAAGCCCCUGAGCUACAGAUCAGGAAGAUGGCUGACCUGUGCUUCCUGGUUCAGCACUACGAGCUGGCCUACAGCUGUUACCAUACUGCCAAGAAAGACUUCCUGUCAGACCAGGCCAUGCUGUAUGCUGCAGGGGCACUGGAAAUGGCUGCAGUGUCAGCCUUUCUGCAGGCUGGAGCUCCCAGACCAUAUCCAGCACACUACAUGGACACCGCAAUACAGACGUACAGAGAUGUCUGCAAGAACAUGGUGCUGGCUGAGCGCUGUGCUUUACUUAAUACUGAGAUACUCAAGAGUCAGGGCAAAUACUCAGAGGCUGCAUCUCUCCUCAUUAAGAUGACCAGCGAGGACUCCGACCUGCGCAGUGCUCUGCUGCUGGAACAGGCUGCUCAUUGCUUUAAUAAUAUGCGUAACCCUAUGGUGCGCAAGUUUGCCUUCCAUAUGAUCCUGGCUGGUCAUCGUUUCAGCAAAGCAGGACAGAGGAGGCAUGCACUUCGAUGUUACUGCCAAGCCAUGCAGGUGUAUAAGGAAAGGGGCUGGUCUUUAGCAGAGGACCAUAUCAACUUCACAAUUGGUCGACAGUCCUUCACACUUCGCCAACCAGAGAAUGCUAUAAUAGCCUUCAGACAGAUCCUGACCAAUGACAGCAGGCAGACGGCCACACAGCAGGGCGCCUUUCUCAGAGAGUAUCUCUAUGUCUACAAGAGUGUGACAGGGGGAAAUGAAGUCAGCCUCCCCCAGCUGCCUCUGCCCUACAUCCACAGCUCAGCCACAAGGGUCUACUUUGGACAUGAACGCUGCCUUGCAGAAGGGGAAAAGCAGGCAGCAACUCAUGUGUCCCUAGACCAGGAAUAUGACCAGGAUUUGGCAGCUGUGUGGUGCCACCUAGAGGAGCAGCUUGUGGCUGCCGCCAAUCAUGGGGCCAUCCCUGUAAACUUCCAGCCCACCCAGUGCUGCCUGAACAGCCAGACAGACAACUUGCGCCACCCACUAGCUGUAGUAGAGGAGCCAAUCAUAGUGGAGGUGAUGUUUAGGAACCCUCUGAAGGUUUCUCUGGCUCUGUCCAACCUCUCACUCCUCUGGAGGUUCACUGCCGAUGGUGUGUCUCCAUUGAAGGAGAAGACCACUGAAGAGUUGGCAGGAGAGGCCAUCACCAAUGAGGAGACCAUGACUCCAGGGAUGACACAGAAAGAUGAUAUUGUCACCACUGAGGUAAUCCUGGAGUUUCAUAUGGGUCCAGAGGAGACCAAAAUGGCUCGGCUCAGGCUGCUGCCACAAGAACUGGCCAGCUGA